Molecule: messenger RNA, 1626 nt
Organism: Neohortaea acidophila
Lineage: Eukaryota; Fungi; Ascomycota; Dothideomycetes; Mycosphaerellales; Teratosphaeriaceae
Exons: 1
Coding region: 313-1584 (423 amino acids)
Molecular function (GO): FAD binding
Source: RefSeq, a predicted model, not a curated record
AACACCGACCUGCAGCUUUUGCUUACCUUGCCUCCCCUUUUCUCCACCCGCUCGUCGGCGCAUCUCGGCCUUCAAAUAGGCCCGAACGCUCGCUUGUCGGCCAAUGAAACUCGACCUCACUUGCUCACCUCAUCAGCUGAAUAAUCGCCCUUCAGCCGUGCAGACGGGGACGGGGCUCGCAAAUGCAGCGACGAGCUUCCCAUCUAGGGAUUAUCAAGCAAGGCAACCGCACUCUAGACGUCGGCGCAGUAUAAGUCCAGCCAUUGUCUCCCCAACAAUCCGCUGUCAUCAUCGCUCCUCCAUCUCCCGACAAUGGCCGCCGCAUCCGCACGGAAGCCCAUCCUCAUCUCAGGCGGAGGCCUGGCAUCUCUUCUUCUCGCCCGCUCUCUCCUUCGCUCCAAGAUCCCUUUUGUGGUCUUUGAACGCGAUGCUUCCCUCAUCUUCCGGGCGCAGGGCUACCGCCUUCGGAUGUCGAACGAGGGCCUGGACGCCAUCGAGGAAGUGCUCGGACCCGGUUUUGACAAGUUCUGGCAGGCCACCAGCAAGACGGGUGGUGCCAAGGGCUUCGGUCUGUUGAAUGCGGUCACGGGAGAGGACAUUGAGCAAGACGGGACCACCCAAGUGUCCAAGGGGGAGCAGCAAGCGGCGGGCGGGAGCUAUAAAGUUCCGGAGAAAUUGGCGACGGAGAAGCUGCAGUCGAGGGGAGGCAAGACGAUUGGGAUCUCGCGUGGGGACAUGCGUGCGCUGUUUAUGGAGGGUUGCGAGCCCUUUAUUCGAUGGGAUCAUCACGUCGUCAGUUACGAGCUGACUGACCAUGGCGUGAAAGCCGUCUUUGCCGACGGCUCUAAAUCGGAGGAAGGCGAGAUGCUGAUUGGCGGCGAGGGCAUCUACUCCAAGGUGGCCAAGCAGCUUUCGGACGGGAAGCUGAAGACGUACGACACGGGCGCGAGAGGUAUUCACGGACAGUCACCGGCUACCGCGUUCAAGGGCUUGGGCGAAGGCGUCUGGCGAUUGAUCGACAGCACAAAUCCCCAAGGCCAAUCCUUCAUCAUCACCAACGUUCGCCCAGAGGAUAUGGACGACCCAAAAGCCGAUCUUGGAUGGACAAUGAGUGCCACCCCGGGAGUCAUCAAUCCGCCCAACAACAACUUCCAAAUCGUUGGUGAGACCGCAGCCAACAUGGCCAAAUCGCUGACUGCAAAUUGGCAUCCCAAGUACAAGCCGCUAUUUGAUGAGAUGCGAGUGAAGGAGGCUGCGUUCUGGAAAAUCACGUGCUCCACUCCUUCCGGCGUGCCUGUUUGGAAGAACGAAAACCGUGUGACUGUCAUCGGUGAUGCAGUACAUUCCAUGACUCCAGCGGGUGGAAUUGGGGCAAACACGGCUAUGCGUGAUUCGGCACUUCUCGGGCGGUUGCUGGGGGAAGCUGGCGGGUACAAAGAAGGCCUUACAGCCGCGUAUGAGGAGAAGAUGAGGGUGUACGCGAGUGAGGCUGUGGCGCAGAGUUAUGGGCUGGCCUCGAGCACGUUUCAAAUCAAGAUUGAUGAGAACACGACGCCGGUGGUGGGGGCAGAGAGUAGAAUUUAGAGGAUAGACAGAAUAACUCUUGCAAUCGACUAAGAACGGACG